CCGCCGGAAACCCGGCGUUACUGCCGCCGCCGCCGCCGCAGCCGCCGCCGCUCCCCGAGAAGUUGUUGCGGAGGCGGGAGGCGCGGGGCCCGGCCCGGCAUGUCCCCCCGCCCCGGGCCCGGACGGGCUGCGGGGCCGCGCGGCCCCUGAGCGGGCGGCGGGCGGCGACCGGCCCGACAUGGAGCGAGAUACAAAAGAGGAGGUCUCAGAGAAACCAAAGUCUGCUCCUAACGCAGAGAAAUACGGCUGGAUUAAGAAAAGCAGUGGGGGGCUCCUGGGCUUGUGGAAGGAUCGUUACAUCCAGCUACGGAAAACACAGCUCGUGGUCUAUGAGGAUGAGGAUGAACAGAAGUGCAUCGAGACAGUGGAACUGGAGAGUUAUGACAAGUGCCAGGAGCUGCGUGCACUACUGAAAAAGAAAAACCGUUUCAUUUUAAUCCGCUCCCCGGGUAAGAAGGUUCAUGAUAUCAAAUUUCAAGCUGCGACUUUGGAAGAAAAGGAAUCGUGGAUAAAAGCUCUUAAUGAAGGGAUCAACAGAGGCAAAAACAAAGUAUUUGAUGAGGUUAAAGUAGAUGAGAGCCUUUCCUUGGACCAUGUAACUCGGGACAGAGUGAAAAUGACCCAUGGACGCAGGCCACCGACGAGAAAUCACCUAAAGGAGGCUGCCAAGUCUACAUCAGACGGUAUUCUGCGACUCGACCUGGAUAUAGUAGACAACGGACCACCAAACUUUGGUUCCACUAUCAGCGAAAGUGAUGAUGUACCACCACAGAAGGAAACUCCAAAGCCACCUAUGCCACCUACAAAACCCACUGGCAUGAAGGAAAAUCAAGAUGCAGAGAAUGAUGUCCCUGACCAGGAACAUAAAAGACCUCUGUCUCCUCCGUUGCCUCCAGAUAAGAAGCUUAUGGAAGGCCUAGCAUCAAAGGACAAUGUAAAUGCCAAGGAAGAGGACUCUGUAAGCCCAGAGGAGAGUAUGGAAGGAUCCCAAACACCAAGUGAGGAGAACAAAGAGAAUCUCACUGAAGUCAGCAACUGGGGCAUAGCAAAAGCUCCAGUACCCCUUCCUAAGAGUGUUCCAGACAAGCUAAAAGUAGCUUGGGACCAAACAGUCCCUGAGCCUACAAACACAGAAGACUUGAAAUCAUCAGGAGAAAGUAGCAAAGACAACCUUGCUGAGAUUGCUGCCUCAGAUGUGACCAAGCCUCCUGUUCCUCCUAAGGUUCUGUCAGAAAAAAUGCUAGCCACAAUGAGCUCCAGCCAUGACAACUUGGCAGCUGGGGGCUGGGAAGAUCUGGAGUCUGGCAGCUCCAAGGCCCCGGUGAACGGAGAGCUCACAGAGCUCACAGAGCUCACAUCCCCAGCAGCUGAAACCGAAGAAGGAAAUGGGAGAAGCUCUGCUGAGAAGGAACAGCAAACUUCAGCAGAAGAGACAGAGACUUCCUUAGCUACAGAAACAGAUGAUGAGACUGUAAAAGCAACCACUGAGAAGAAAGAGUCUGUAGAAGGCACUUCACAUCUCAAACUUCGCAGUUCUUCUCUGGGAGAUUUGCUGUCCGAUUCCAAAACCACAAAGAGAGCACUUCCAGCUUUCCUGAAGGAUUCCCAUCAAUGCUUAGCUCAAAUGGAGGAGAAAGUUGCUAACGAAAGGGAAAAGGCAGAAAAACUUCUGCAGAAGGUUUUACGUGAAGGGUUGGAACAGGCCCAGGAGGGGAAUGGACCCCCAGUGAUGGCAGAGACAUUGCUCAAUGAGGCAGUGGAACAGCUUCGGCAAGCUACACAAGUUCUGCAAGAAAUCAAAGGUCUUGGAGAACUGAAAAAAGAAGCCACACAGAAACAGAAAGAAAAGCAAAAGGAUCUAGUGACUCUUUAUAGGAGAAGUGCUCCCUGACAUACUCUUCAAAAAGAGACUUCUUUCAAGCUAAACAUUUGCUGUUUAUGAUUUGUACUGUUGCUAGGCCAGUGUUUAAAAGGUGGUGUUUUGCUGUGCACACACCAUGUUUAUGAGACAGAACUGAGCUUUCAGUUAUAGCAUCUUUCUCUCUUUCUUCACCUUGUACAUACCAGUCCCAUUCUAAUCCUCUUAGCACAGCAGAAGGUUUCAGGACAGUUUCAAAAAUGUGAAUGAAUACUCUUGAAGGACUCUGUCCAAAGUCCUUUCAGUGGAUCAGGCCUUAAAAAUUACUGGUAAUCAAAGCAAGCCAGAUUUUUGAAAGGAGCAGAAUGUCUCUUCUAGCAAAAGCCUCUGUCUUUCUUUACAGACAAGCAGAUACCAGAUUACACUGGCACCUAUCUGGUUUUCCCAGUUAAAUCAUUUAAGGAUAAAUGUAGUCAGUCAUUUGCUUGCUGGCAAGGUUUCCCAGACCACCUGGCCCGGUGACAUCUAGGAAUGUAAAGAUAAAUGGUUUAAUCCUCUCCAAAGGCACUCAUAAAACCACAUCCACAGUUACUGACCUCACACAGAGGCACACAAAACGGGCCAAUUCCUUUCUACAAGUAGUGUCCUCAGAUCUGGAGCAGCUGCAUGAAGGCACUGAGUCUGGCUAUGCAGAGCUCUCCGUGUGCUAAAUGUUGUGUAAGCAAACAUGAAUCUUACUGCAUCAUUGCCAGGCAAGUAUUAAUUGUUCCUGUUCCAUCAAUUGAGGCAAAGAGCAGGUUACACUUGAGGCCUUUGAGGAAGUGUCUACUAGCAGCACAACACACUGAUUAUUGAGGUCCAUACCUAUCUGGGAACUCUGGAUCCAUUGCUUGACGCUGGGAACAACGAGGUGAUCAGAGAACAUGCGUCCAGAUCCCCAAGACCUUCCUAGGAGAGCUGUCACUAAGAAGCAUCAGGACUGUGUUCUCUCAGCUGCAGGCUUUUUGUCCUUGUUGUCUUGGGAUGUUAACUGACAGGAGCAUGCACAUCAGGCAGCAGGUCUGGAGGAGAUCCCCUUUAUUGAACAGGUCUCUCUCAGGCUAGCCUGAGAGCCACCAUUUGGCACAGACAUCUGUGAUUGGAGUUUGUGGAAGGAAAAGCAUUUUGCACACACAGUUUUGAGGCUGGGCCCAGUGGUCUAAGUAUAUGAAAAUCAAAAUGCAUUGCUACAGAAGGAUCUGAGGAAUGCACUGGAGAAAGCUGAGGUGCAAUUUGCACAGCUUCCCUGCCCACCUGCUGAAAUCAGCCAUGAUUCUCAUGGUCCUAGUGAUUACAGCUGUGAUAAAAUCAUGUCUUUGCAUCUCUGCUGUGUAGCUCCCUACCUGAGCUGGGUCUCCUCCCCUACCCUCUGCUCCAGAGUUGCUCUGAGGAGAACCUUGACAGCCUGAAGGGGUUCUUUGCUCCAGCCCUGGGAAGGGCAAUCUUCCCCAUCUGGUUGUAAGGAGUGACAUGCAACCUAAGCUCUCUUCUCUGAUUUGCCAGCACUGCCCUCUUAGCUCACCCAUUUUUUUCCCCUUCUGUGCACUCUUUUAUCAUUUCCCAGGUUCCACAAGGCUGCAGCAGGCUGCUAACACCUGCCAUAGCAGCAGCCCAGUAAAGCUUCAUCUGAGCCUCUUCUUAGGCUAGGCAGUUGGCACUUCAGGUAUGUUCAUGGAAAUGUUUGGUUUGGGCUUCAAAUAACCUGUUUUUCACCAUCUGGAGCCAGCAGAACAGGUAAUGACUAGAACUGAUGCUUCUGCCUUGGUUUCAGGGGCCUCUCCCCCUCUUGAAGGCAGCCACAGAUACAGCAAGGGAACUCACGUCUUGUUCUCUCACGUGGAAGGUUCCACACAGUCAAACACUCAGGGCUCAGAGGCCAAAAAGCUUUGCUUUGAGACAAAAAGAUUCCUACGUCCUAAGCCCAGUCUGAGGCACAGAGCCUGGAGCAAACUCUGGAUCCGUGUCAUUUUGCUGCUGUAAAUUCAAUGUGAACUGUGAGUCUUAUUCACCUGUCUAGACACACUUAGGACAAGGGCUAAUAACACAGACAAUAUUCAGUGCCUAUCUGCUAUCUAAAUGUAUUUUCCUGCAUGUGCACUUUUGUUUACCGAACACUGUGUGGUAUGAAUGUGAGCUGUCAGAACCUGGUGUGCACUGGAAGUCAAGAGACAUCAGCUUCAGAGAGCAGGCAAGCUUUUUCAAGGUGCAGUUCUAUAACAAGAGAGAAAUUAGAUGGGGAAGAAAAAAACCCCAGUUCACAAUAACGGGAAUAUACACAAAGCAGAGCAAACUCUGGGUACAGGUUCAUAUCCCAAAGCUGAAGGCAGGGCAGGGCUCCAGGAUAGGCAAAUCAAAGCCUGGAACUGAAAACCCAGGGGGAAGGGAACAGCUUCUGGGAUAGCUCAGUCCUCUAGUUUGUAUCCAAACGCUUCUGCUCUAGCAGGUGUGUGGAUAUCCAUCUGGCAAAGUGCUGAUGAAAACACCCAGACAACCCUAUCUCUUACAGCCAAACCUACAGGAAGUGCUUAUAUUUACUGUAUAUUUUUAUAUUAUACUGAAUAUUCUAAUGAAUAAAUGUCUGACGUUACUGAAUACCCAUGGGUAGGAAUCCUAACAGGUAACAAACGCUGCAUCUGUUAGGAAAUGGGCAACUUCAAUCAUUUUACAAGCUACAGCUAAUGAUGGUAUUUGCUGUACUAACAGAACUUACUAGAUUUGUAUUAUGAUUUGUAAAUAGGUAUAACUUAAGUAGAAUCUCUGUAGCACCCAGUAACUCUACUGCUGAAAACGCUAUGAUAGAGACUCUUUGAUUUAACUAUUUUUUUUUUUCUAAUAGGGUUAGCAACUUCAUCCUAAAAUGUCCAGCCUGGCUGUAAGCCUGAUUCACCUGGCCUUUGCAGGAAAAAAAAAACACGUCAUCUUCCUUCUGCAGUUUUCUCACGUGUUCUUCUGGUCAUGAGCCAGGCCCUGUGUAUAGCUGGAAACUGCCUUCUGGGGUAUGUUGACAUGCUCCUCUGAAAAUGGCAGUGCUGGUCAGAGUCAGAGACAAGACCCUGGUCUGCUCUGACCUUCUAUAGGAACUCCUCUCUUCAGUGUACAUCCUGCCACCAUGCACUUUCAAAAAAACUCUCUUGAAAACUUACAUCUAAUUUCUGGGUGCACUAAGGCUGGCGGGGGGAGUUGUGCCUGAGAACCCUGUGGGCACUGAGCACUGGGAUGUUAGUGUGUUUUGGGCUGUGCCACCGAGUUACGUGUCUGUGACAGGAAGGAAGUAAGUUUGAAAGCAAGCAAAUGUGGAUGACUAUCUGAAAAGCAGCUGCUGCAGCCCGUGAAAAGGCAGCACUUCGUCUUCAGCUUGUAAAGAGCUUUUGAGAUUUGGCAAUAAAACCCCCUUUGAAGUA
Molecule: messenger RNA, 5298 nt
Organism: Colius striatus (speckled mousebird)
Lineage: Eukaryota; Metazoa; Chordata; Aves; Coliiformes; Coliidae
Gene: PLEKHO2
Product: pleckstrin homology domain containing O2
Exons: 6
Coding region: 179-1891 (570 amino acids)
Biological process (GO): macrophage apoptotic process
Source: RefSeq, a predicted model, not a curated record